UAAACCCUUCCCCGAGGGUCCCCGUCUCCCCCCGGGGCAGGGUGAGACCCAGACGGGGCAGCGGCUGCAGGGAAGCUCCUCGGGAAUUCACAGCAGGUUCCAGGGAUUUGGGCUCCUUCCUCCCGGCAGGUCCAUGUCCAUGGAGAACCUGGUGCUGGCAUUGGUGUUGCUGGCCGGGGCUCUGGCCAUCAGAAACCCCCUGCAAUGGCAGGACCUGGGGCCCAACACCGAGAUCAAGCUGGACGAGGCCCGCAACUCCUUCGAUGACCAGUACCAGGGCUGCAUCCCCAAAAUGAAUCAAGAGCUGGAGAAGAUCAUGACCACCGAGUUCGCCAGAAACCCAGUCUUCAAGAAUACCUGGGCCAAGGCUGUUGAGGCAUGGAAGGGGAAGGGUAGUCCUGUCCCCAAGACACCGCCGCUGCAGAAAGAACAUGUGAUAGCCCUCAUUGCGUACAGCAUGCACGAACCCCUGUACUCGGAGUUCAACACGGCCGUGCGUGAGGGUGGGCGCUCCCACAAGGAAUACAUGGAGAAAUUCCAGUUCAAGGCGAUGCAUUUCCUCCUCACCCAGGCCGUGACAAUCCUGCAGAACACAGGUGGCAGUUUCAUUCCCACAAACUGCCACCAGGUCUACCGGGGCAUCCGGAAGAUCCACUUCACCGCCCAGCGCCAAGAUCUCAUCCGCUUCGGCCAAUUUGCCUCCAGCUCCCUCAGAAAGGAUAAAGCUGAGCAGUUCGGCACCGACACCUUCUUCUCGGUGUACACCUGCUAUGGUGCCCUCAUCAGGAACUUCUCCUUAUUCCCUACUGAGGAAGAGGUCCUCAUUCCACCCUUCGAGACGUUCCAGGUCACCAACAUCACCAAGAAUGGGAAGAGUACCUACAUCCAGCUCAAGUCCAAGGGCAGAUUCAGCACCUACAACUGCGAAUGGUUGAAAGAGAAACGAUGCAAGGACCAGCCGUGGGACUUCAGCGCAGAGAUCGGCCAAUUUGCCUCCAGCUCCCUCAGAAAGGAUAAAGCUGAGCAGUUCGGCACCGACACCUUCUUCUCGGUGUACACCUGCUAUGGUGCCCUCAUCAGGAACUUCUCCUUAUUCCCCACUGAGGAAGAGGUCCUCAUUCCACCCUUCGAGACGUUCCAGGUCACCAACAUCACCAAGAAUGGCAAGAGUACCCACAUCCAGCUCAAGUCCAAGGGCAGAUUCAGCACCUACAACUGCGAAUGGUUGAAAGUGAUGGGGGUGGCCGUGGGUUUUGGGGUGAUGCAGUAG
This is a messenger RNA of Calidris pugnax (ruff), 1270 nucleotides long. Its product is annotated as erythroblast NAD(P)(+)--arginine ADP-ribosyltransferase-like. Gene Ontology annotation, molecular function: NAD+-protein-arginine ADP-ribosyltransferase activity; NAD+ poly-ADP-ribosyltransferase activity. The coding region runs from base 134 to 1270 and encodes 378 amino acids. The record is from RefSeq and is a predicted model, not a curated record. NCBI's taxonomy places the organism in Eukaryota, Metazoa, Chordata, Aves, Charadriiformes, Scolopacidae. The transcript is spliced from 5 exons.